GGCGGAGCGGGGAACAAGGCGAGGGAGAUCAGCAGCAUGGAGGCGAUGAUCAGAGGGGACGCGAACCAGCCGUGGAACGAGGAUCUGCCGGGGGGCGGGCAGCACUACGACGUCUUCACCGGACGGCAUUUCGAGUCCGCGGAGGCGCUCGCGAGGCAUCAGAAGACGAAGCAGUACAAACGGGACAGGAAACGGGUUUUGAACGGGCCGAAGCCGCACGAGCAAGGGGACGCGGAGGCCGCCGCGGGGAUGGCGCCGCCGGACAACGGGAAGAAGCUCAACCGAGCC
Micromonas pusilla CCMP1545 is the source of this 288-nucleotide messenger RNA. RefSeq lists its product as uncharacterized. The transcript has a single exon. NCBI's taxonomy places the organism in Eukaryota, Viridiplantae, Chlorophyta, Mamiellophyceae, Mamiellales, Mamiellaceae. The annotation marks the transcript as partial. The record is from RefSeq and is a predicted model, not a curated record.